GCGCGGUGCGGGAGGCGGGCAGCGCCGAGUGCGAGGCUCUUUUGUUCGGCAGAGGGGAGGGCCGUUGGCCGGGGCCUGCGGUACGCCGCUUCAGUGAGGGGCUUGACUGCGGCCACCGGCUUGUUGCUUUUCUGGGCGCCACUCCCCCGGCUGACCAAACGCGACGCGCCAUUAGCGCGGCACCGAUUCCUCUCGGGCGUUUGGGCGCUGCUCUGAGAUUAUUGCAGUGUCCCAGUUUAGAGGAUUUUGUGGUCAUUCUGGCAUUCUUAUGAGUCUUUCUCCGCCUCAUAAAUAGAAUAAGAAACUAACAAGAAACUUUCAAGUUGAAAGUCAUUGGUGGCAUUCAGAAAAGACUGCAUAAAGAACCUUGAGACUCAGGAGAGCAGCGUCACCCUUUAGACCAGAAAGCUGGCGGGCACUAUGGGGAAGAAACAAAACAAGAAGAAAGUGGAGGAGGUGCUAGAAGAGGAGGAAGAGGAAUAUGUGGUGGAAAAAGUUCUUGAUCGUCGAGUGGUAAAGGGCAAAGUGGAGUACCUCCUAAAGUGGAAGGGGUUCUCAGAUGAGGAUAACACGUGGGAGCCAGAAGAGAACUUGGAUUGCCCUGAUCUCAUUGCCGAGUUUCUGCAGUCACAGAAAACAGCACAUGAGACAGAUAAAUCAGAGGGAGGCAAACGCAAAGCUGACUCUGAUUCUGAAGAUAAGGGAGAAGAGAGCAAACCAAAGAAGAAGAAAGAAGAGUCAGAAAAGCCACGAGGCUUUGCCCGGGGUUUGGAGCCAGAGCGGAUUAUUGGAGCUACAGACUCCAGUGGAGAACUCAUGUUCCUGAUGAAAUGGAAAAAUUCUGAUGAGGCUGACCUAGUCCCUGCCAAGGAAGCCAAUGUCAAGUGCCCACAGGUGGUCAUAUCCUUCUAUGAGGAAAGGCUGACGUGGCAUUCUUACCCCUCGGAGGAUGAUGACAAAAAAGAUGACAAGAAUUAACUCUCCUGAGUACCUGCCCCUGUCACAUCUGACUGUGGGUUUCAAGUGGGGAGGGAAGGAGUUCUACUUGACACCAUAGAGGUGGCUUGAGAAGAUGUCCUUUGAAGAGCCAGUAUCGUUUUCUGUGCCCUACAGCAGCCCAAGUGCUUUAAAGCCUUUCCAUGCUGUGUAGUUUGCACAUCCAUCCCAGUGGAGGGGAGGGAAGAGAAGUGUUGCAAGGCAGCCCAUUCUGUACUUUGCUGAGAAAGGCAAAGGGCCUUCCAUGAAGGACAGAACUUGCAGAAUGGGUGUGUGGGAGAGCAAAAGAUACUGUAGAUCUUCAAAGCGCAUCUCCACAACCCACAGCCUUCUUCCCAAUAGUGUUAACUCUGCAUUUUUACAGCGUAGCAUGUGUGUAGUUUUUUGGCUAUUACUGGUGUAUCUUUUUGGGGUGGGAGGGUUGGGGGUGGGAAGGAACAGAGAUGGGUAGGAUCAUUUUUGUUAAAAUUUGGGCCUGAUUGGGGAAAUGGUAAAACAAUGGAAAGAACAAACUUGUGGUGAUUCGGUUCUGUGUCCAGAAUAUUUUAUCUUUUCAAAAAAAUGUCAUUGGCAACCUAAAUGAGGACUGUGAGAGACUGUUUAAAAGCUGUGAAUGCCUGAAAUUUAUAAGCCAAGGUGUUCCCUGCCUGAGCUUAAUGCUGUUCCCGACAGAGGACUAAGCCAGUUAAUAAGUUACCAAAGCUGCCAUUUUGGGGAUGGAAACUGGCUGAAGAGGGAGUUUAAUUGGAGUGUAUUCACAGGCAGAUUGUUCUGUCUUAGAGGUGCUAAUUCUCGAAAUUGAUAAGAAGACUCUUUUCCAGUUAUGAGGUUUUAGACAUCAGCUUGUCCAUCCACACCACUGGCUGUGAGGUGUUUGGGGAGGGGAAGAGGGUGGUGUAGAAGGUGGGAGAGUAGAGAAAGACAAGGGCCCCUGCUCUUAGGGUGGAAAACUCUUGGAGCCUGUUAUUUGAACUUUGAACUCUGAAAUCAUUGGUGGCAGAGUUCGGUCACUGACAGCACAAGUUCACUGAAUCACUUCCAAGAGUGGAAUGAUUUCAAAAGCCCUGGUCUCAGGAGAAGAUUAAACUUUCAUACUAGGGCAGUGGUUCACUUUAAAACACAAAACAAAAAAUUUUUUUAAUCCUAAGAAUUAACUAAUACCCAAAAUGCUGUCUGGAAUCAUGAGAUCAUCAGUUCUUGACAUCGUCUAGACCUGCAUUCUAGAACUCCGUUGCAGAAUCUUUUUAGGCAUGUGUUAGGUUUCCGUGGAAACUUUGUUUAAAUGUAAACUUCAUACCACAUUGUCGGUUUUUGUCUUAAUAAAACUAUAGAUUUAUAA
Molecule: messenger RNA, 2335 nt
Organism: Lutra lutra (Eurasian river otter)
Lineage: Eukaryota; Metazoa; Chordata; Mammalia; Carnivora; Mustelidae
Gene: CBX1
Product: chromobox 1
Exons: 6
Coding region: 421-978 (185 amino acids)
Biological process (GO): chromatin organization; negative regulation of transcription by RNA polymerase II
Cellular component (GO): nucleus; pericentric heterochromatin
Molecular function (GO): chromatin binding
Source: RefSeq, a predicted model, not a curated record